Messenger RNA from Cajanus cajan (pigeon pea), 1266 nucleotides. Its product is annotated as RING-H2 finger protein ATL66. The record is from RefSeq and is a predicted model, not a curated record. NCBI's taxonomy places the organism in Eukaryota, Viridiplantae, Streptophyta, Magnoliopsida, Fabales, Fabaceae.
UGUCAGUUUCUCACUUCACAAUCCCCACUAAUAGCAGGAAACACAAACAGUGUCACAUGAUACUGUUUGUUCUGAUGCGCCACCACCGUCGCAGCCCUCCUCCGCCGUUCGCCGCCGUCACUUUGGAACAAGAUCACCACCAUGUCGAGCCCGGAUUCUCGAACGUUGAAUUGGCACUACACGGAACUGGAUGACAGAGACCUCCAGAUCCGAGGCAGAACCUUGUUCUUCGUCAUCGUGCUCUUUGCCAUUAUCCUCCUGGUCACUGUUCUCUUCAUCUACACGCGCUGGGUCUGCCGAUUCCAGGGCCGCCUCCCCACCACCCACGCGCCGCCGCUCGCACCGCCGCAAGGACUUCACCCCGCCGCCAUCAAGAAGCUGCCGAUAAUCCUGCACCACGCGCCGUCGGACCACGAGGAGAGCGCGUGGGAGGAGAGCGAGUGCUGCAUCUGCCUGGGCGAGUUCAGAGACGGCGAGAAAGUUAAGGUUUUGCCCGGGUGCGACCAUUAUUUCCACUGCGAGUGUGUUGAUAAGUGGCUUAUUCAUCACUCUAGUUGCCCUCUCUGCAGAGCUUCUCUCAAGGUUGAAUCUUCCUUCCCAAAGAUUUUGAUUCAAGAACCACCCCUUAGAAUUGACUUCCAGUUCUAGCCUUUUAGUGGAAUUGGGUAAGAUCAAUACAAUUACGUAAUCCUCAUCUCAAUCUGAGAUUACUGAUUAUGCUACAACAAAACAAUAUCGUUUUACUUUUUGUUUUCAUCUUCAUCUUGUUAAUGAAAAAUCAUCACAUUUCCCGUUUCUUAAUUAUACGUCCUGUAAAUACUUGUAUAAAGACCUAUAUGUUUGGUAAUGCUAUGUGGAUAUACAAUUUUGAAUUUUCUUGUCACAUUUUUUUAUGGGCUGGUGCUGUGUGAAGAAUAUUGUUAGACAGUAGUAGCACAUGACAUAGGGGGGGAGAAAGUGGUGUUUGCCUGCGAUGGUUCUUGAAUUAUGACAUGUUCCCACGUUGGGUGAUGGACGCCCGGGGGUUCGGAAAGGUCGUAUAAUUUUCCUUAACGUUGCUCUUCUGACUCAGCUCUGUGCUGGACUACAUGGAUAUGUGGUCCUGCUUCUUAGGUUCGAUAAUUGGAUAUGAGAAGAUUUUUUAAUUGAAAUUGGGUCCCCAAAAAGAUGAAUCAAGAUGCCAGCUUUGCUAGCUGUGACACCCCAAUCACCUUCUUUCAAUUUUUGAUAUAAAAGUAAUAAUAUGGAGUUCCAUGUUACGUGUUA